AUGAGCUCAGCUCCAGCUGGAGAUGCUGACCGAUCCACCGACGGAAUCCAUGCCGGAUUUCCCACGCAUGCGCAUGCGGGGCGUACACAUCUGUCUCCCCACCCCAGCGCGCGGGCGAGGCGCCGUGAUCCGGACCCGCCCGCCGGGGUCAGCCCUCGAGGGGAGAUUGUCGGAUGGGGUCGCCCCCCGUUCCAUCAUCUCCUCCCUCCCCCCCACAACAUCAAAGGCCAUUCGAUCUCAGCUCGGUCGACGGGAAGGAGCGCUGUGGCCCAGGCGGCAGUGGGGCCCAGUUUCGAUCAGACACAUACAAAUCGGUUCCCCCGACACAGAUUUUCGGCGGGAAGACACGGCGUCUCCAGUCGGGACGUGUCGGUGCCUCAUGCCUGCAACGUGAGCCGCGUCGCGGCGGUUGGGUCUGCCGGUAUCGGUGGGCACCCGGGAAGCUUCCUCCGCAGUCACGGCUGGUCGCGAGGCGACGGGCAUCCCGGCCCCUCGAGACCGCCAACCGCGCCGCCUCGUCGCGACCCGCGACCCUUUUCCAUGCCCGGACGAGCUCCUCCGGUGUGGUCUAGGGCGCCAUCGGCACCGCCGGUGGCCCCUUCGACCGCCGGUCAGCUUGAGCGUUCGCGGCGCAUCUGCCCCCACCCUCCUCCACCGGCGGGACGGGGCAUUCCCGGGGGAAAGGCCGGCCCGGAAUCCGCUGCUCGCCAGCGUGUCCGGGGCGGUGAUCCUCCAUCGGAGGGACCGAUGCGGCAGCCCGUGUUCGCCCUCGCGGGCCGGCACACGAUCCUGCCGCGGACCGUCCUCUGA
This is a messenger RNA of Paracoccidioides brasiliensis Pb18, 810 nucleotides long. RefSeq lists its product as uncharacterized. Bases 1 to 810 code for a protein of 269 amino acids. The transcript is spliced from 3 exons. The record is from RefSeq and is a predicted model, not a curated record.